AUGAGUGCUCUACUGAGCAUGCGUCAGAAAUGCUAACGUCUCUAGUUAGCUCCAUACAUAUAGCCAAAUAGCUGGCGUUGGUAACUGAAGCCUCUCGUUUAUUUGUCAGUGAUUUCGCUUUAAUGUAAUGUAACUGUGAGCGUCGGGACGGGUGCGACGCCUCAAUGAUUUAACAGAGAAGCUAACACUGUUAGCCCAACGGCCGUUAGCUUGAUGUUGUUGUUGUUGUUGAUGAUGAUGAGGCUCAUUUAGCUCCAGUUUAGCUACAAGCUAGCAGCUACCGGUGUGUGUGUGUGUGUGUGUGUGUGUGUGGUCCCAGGAUGAUAAAGUUCGUGCUCAUGGUGAACCGGCAGGGUCAGACCCGGUUGUCCCGGUACUACGAGCCAGUGGAGCUGAGCCGCCGGGCGCCGCUGGAGGCCGACGUGGUGCGCUGCUGCCUGAGCCGCAAGAAAGACCAGUGUUCCUUCGUGGAGUAUAAGGACUUCAAGCUGGUGUACCGGCAGUACGCAGCGCUCUACAUCGUGGUCGGAGUCUCUGACAGUGAGAACGAACUGUCCGUCUACGAGCUGGUUCAUAACUUCGUGGAGGUUUUGGAUAAAUAUUUCAGCCGUGUGAGUGAACUGGACAUCAUGUUCAACGUGGACCGGGUCCACAUCAUCCUGGACGAGAUGAUCCAGAACGGGCGCGUGGUGGAGACCAACCGGAGCCGCGUCCUGGCGCCGCUCGCCGCCCUCGACAAGAUGGCCGACGGCUGAGUCCGCUCCA
Perca flavescens (yellow perch) is the source of this 765-nucleotide messenger RNA. RefSeq names its product adaptor related protein complex 4 subunit sigma 1 (gene ap4s1). Gene Ontology annotation, biological process: protein transport. The transcript is spliced from 6 exons. NCBI's taxonomy places the organism in Eukaryota, Metazoa, Chordata, Actinopteri, Perciformes, Percidae. The coding region runs from base 321 to 755 and encodes 144 amino acids. The record is from RefSeq and is a predicted model, not a curated record.